UUCCGAGGGCCCCGGCCCCGCCCCCGCGCUCCCAGUGGGCUGGGCGGACUGAGAAGGACCCCGGUCCCAGCUUGGGGGGCCUUUUUGGGCUUGGGCUUGAUCGGGGCGCGUUCCCUCAUCCUCGGGGUCUCGUCCGCCCACCCCUCCGGAAUGCCCCUUCCCUCGUGAUCCCCAGGGCCUGAUCCCGGGCGCCCUUGGCCCUUUCUAGGGACAGACGCGCGGCCCUCUCGGGGGUGAGGGGCCGGGCCUUGCUGGCCCCCGGCCUUCCAGCCCCGGGCAGGCCUGCAUCCUUGCCCCGAUUACGGGCCUCCUCUCCUCGCCAGCGCCUGCCUCGGACUCCUCCGCCCCGGUAUCCUCCCGCUGAGCAGCCGCCGCCCCCCAGGACCCCCUUGUGGAGGACCCCCGGCGUGCCAUGUCUCCAUUGUCUCUGCCGUCCCCCAGGGCAGCACCCCUCUCAUCGGCAGCCCCUCGCAUUCAGGUGCCUUUUAGGGAACUGUCUUUGCACAGCGGAACCUGUGCCUUUUGACAAUUCUGCUCCCCCACAAGAGGGGAGCACGGAGGAGGAGGAGGGAAUGGCUGAUGUAUUUCUGACAAGCUGGCUCCACCAGGAGUCAGUGACCUUCAAGGAUGUGGCCGUGGAUUUCACCCAGGAAGAGUGGAUGCACCUGAACCCUUCUCAGAAGGAAUUAUACAGGGACGUGAUGCUGGAGAACUACAGGAACCUGGUCUUCCUAGAUGUGAUCUCCCAGCUGGAACAAAGGAAAACGCCAUGGAUACUGGGGAGAGAAGACUACAGGAGCCCCUAUAUGGGUUGGGAAACUAAACUUGAAACAAAGGAAUCAGUUCUACAGCUGGACAUUGAUAUAAAUAAACCAUCCCUGGAAAAAUGCCCAACAAAUAGUUACCAGGAUUCCACACUGGAAGAAGAUUGGGAUUUUGAUGUUAAGAAAUUUUCUAAGCAUAAUGAAUUUGGAGAGUCAUCUCACUAUAAUUCAAACCUUUUCCAGGAUGAUAUAACAGAUAUUAUAGAGAGUACUUAUGGAUAUGAUGAAUAUAGGAAAGCUUUCAUCCAUCUUACUAGGUAUCAGGGAAUUUAUACCGGUGAGAAAUUUCAUAAAUGUUAUGAAUGUGGGAAAUCUUUUACCUGCAGCUCAUCUCUUAGGUAUCACUAUAAAAUUCAUACUGGAGAAAAACCUUUUGAAUGUGAAGAAUGUGGGAAGGCCUUUAUUCUCCGAGCACAACUUACAUCACACCUGAGAAUUCAUUCUGGAGAGAAACCUUAUGAAUGUGCUGAAUGUGGCAAAGCUUUUAGGUCCAACUCAUCUCUUACCUACCACCAGAAAAUUCAUACAGGAGAGAAACCUUAUCCAUGUAGUGAAUGUGGGAAGGCCUUCAGGUCGAAAACACAGCUCAAUUCCCAUCAGAGAAUUCAUACUGGAGAGAAACCUUAUGAGUGUAAUGAAUGUGGGAAGACCUUUGCCCAGAGCACACCACUUACUACCCACAGGAGAAUUCAUACCGGAGAGAAACCUUAUGAAUGUAAUGAAUGUGGCAAAGCUUUUAGAUAUAAUUCAUCCUUUAUUUACCACCAGAAAAUUCAUACUGGAGAGAAAUAUUAAUAAAUAUGAAGAGGCCUUUCUUUGGGUAGAACAUGCCUUAUUUACUAUCAGAAAAUUCAUAUUAGCAAGAAAUCUUAUGAAUGUAAUCAGUGUUAGAAAGCCUUUGGCUAGAGAACACAAUUUAUAUGCUAACAAAAUGUUCAUCCUAGGAAGAUUUCUGAAUGUGGAACAGCAUUCAUUUGAAGCUUAUCCCUUAUUUGGUACAAGAAAACUCAUGUUGUAGAGUAACCCUGAAAGUAUAAGCAAUACAUCAAAAAAUAUUGUUGCAGCUAGGACAGGAGUCUCAUCUUCAUUUUCCCCACCAUUGAGCAGUAAAUGCUUUCUAAAGGGGUAAUUUUAUGAAAACUCAUCAGCCACAACAAAGAGAUGAAGGAUAGCUCAUGCACAAAACUAAUGUAUUUAAGCCACGUUUACUGGGCUGAAAUUUUCGGCUGCAGUUAACUGACUUCUUGAUUUUACAUCGAGAUCUAGAAACAGGUUAGUGCCAGUCGCUGUGAUAUAGGUCCACAGAGAAAGCAGUAGCCCAAAGAAAGGUUGCUGUUACUUCCUCAUAUAUGGGGAAAUUCUUGCUUCCUCACAGGGGCUAUGGCAUCCUUUUUAGUUUUUCCUAGUUCCAAAUUCUAUACUGUAUGGGAUUUGGGCCAGAGGACUGCAGAAGCCUAUAUCUGCAGGCAUAGGGGGUAGCUUUUGAAGGACCCCCUUAGCCGUAAAGAAAGUUAAUGAAGAAUAAGACUUGGGCCACUUUUAACAAGAGCAAAAACUACAUAUCUGUUUCUAUCUAUAUAGAUGUCUAUAGAUCUGUCUAUAUAUAGAUAGAAAGAGAUAUGUAUAUAUAGAUAUGUAGAUAUUGAUAUAUAGAUGUAGAUGAAUUCAGAGAAUAUGCAAAAACUUCUGUGAAGUUCUGGAAGAAAAAAAGUAUAACCUAAAGAAUAUUAUGCAUGUUGAUUACUAUAAUAUAAAUGGAGACAGCUUCAAAA
Molecule: messenger RNA, 2596 nt
Organism: Dromiciops gliroides (monito del monte)
Lineage: Eukaryota; Metazoa; Chordata; Mammalia; Microbiotheria; Microbiotheriidae
Product: zinc finger protein 454-like
Exons: 5
Coding region: 573-1619 (348 amino acids)
Biological process (GO): regulation of transcription by RNA polymerase II
Molecular function (GO): DNA-binding transcription factor activity, RNA polymerase II-specific; RNA polymerase II cis-regulatory region sequence-specific DNA binding
Source: RefSeq, a predicted model, not a curated record